AUGUCUAACGAAAUUGAUUUACUACAGAAACAAAUCUCUGAGUUGCAAGAUUUGGUCAAGAAGCAAAGUCUAAUUAUCUCGAAGACUGGAGAGCGUGUCCUAGAACUACAAGUAGCCAAACAAAAGAAUGCUGUCUCUGAUUUUGACUCGAAAUUUUCAAAAUCCAUUUCUAAGAAAUCAGGCUCCACAGCUCAAUUCGAUGCGACUGAUUUCGCCACAAACGAAGAUCUAGUGGAAUUGGUCAAAGAACUGCAAGGGGAGCUAAAUUUCAUUGAGGAAAGGUCUAUCAGAAGACUUGUCAAUUCUAUGAAAAAAGGGGACGACGAUGUUAUAGCGCCACUACCAAAUGCGGAUGGUGAUAUCCCUGACACUUCGGACGGUGUCUUCCCUAAGUCAUUAAAGGAGUUUAGAGACAUAGCUGACUUAAAGCUGAUUAGACUUGCUAAAUUCUACGAAAGAUUGCCACCAACCUUAAAGGAACAAGAGGAUUUUGAAAACUUUUUAGAAGGUAAAGUAGAAGCGUUCCAUAUUAAUGAAACUACCGACGAAGAGGUUUCUAAGGAACUGGAGAAAUUUUCCAAGAAUGAACUAGACGAUGCUUUUAACGACGUUGCUCGUUAUUUGGGUCUCUCUUUGAGAAGAGGAACGGAAAUAUGGUAA
This is a messenger RNA of Saccharomyces kudriavzevii IFO 1802, 660 nucleotides long. It is a transcript of the gene MRP8, whose product is annotated as Mrp8p. The transcript has a single exon. The record is from RefSeq and is a predicted model, not a curated record. NCBI's taxonomy places the organism in Eukaryota, Fungi, Ascomycota, Saccharomycetes, Saccharomycetales, Saccharomycetaceae. Bases 1 to 660 code for a protein of 219 amino acids.